Messenger RNA from Blepharisma stoltei, 798 nucleotides. The record is from the annotation of a GenBank genome assembly. NCBI's taxonomy places the organism in Eukaryota, Ciliophora, Heterotrichea, Heterotrichida, Blepharismidae.
AUGUUUAUGCAUAAUAUUAAAGGUGAAACAGUCAAAAAUAUUCAAAAUAAAGACAUAAGCAAGACAAAAGACACACAUUCAUUGCCUAAAUUAUCAACCGCAACCAAGCUAGAAUACGUCCCAAUAAAAAUAAUCUCUCAUACUUCAUCAGAUGAAAAUCAAAUUACAGAUAAUUCUCAGCAUUUAUUAAAACUGCCUCACAUGAGUCAUUAUUCAUCUCUAAAGCCAUCUGGAAAUAAAGAAUAUCUUUUCAAACUUAAUAAAAUAAAACUCCUUUCUAAGCUCGGCCCUUUAAAAUCUAGGCAAAAAAUUUUUCGCAAUUCUGACAGAAACCUUAUGCUUCAGAACCAACCAUCAGAUCUUUCACAUCCUUUUGAGUGCCUCAAAGGAGCUCAGAGUCCAAUGUCUCCUAAUAAAUCGUUUCAAAAAAUUGAGCCCGCUGAAAAAAGUCAAAUCACAGGACAGUUGAGUCCGAAAACAAUACCAAUAAAUUACGCGCUUGAAGAAAAAGAUCUGAAACGCCAAAAAUUGUCCAUAGACCUUUCAGAUGAAAUAAUUGGAGCUGGAGACAAUGUAAAUCCAAGUCCAAAACUUAGUUUAAAUGAAAGAUUAUCUAUUAUUACACCGAGAAAAGUAUUGAAGCAUUCAAUUGGAAAUAAAAAAAUAUUUUUUGGAGCUGAUUUUAAAAAUAUGACGAGAAAGCCAAAAAUAAAACAAAUCAGCAACUCAAGUAUUUAUAGCACGAUUACUGGGUGGGAGAACUAUAAUAAAGAUGAUUCUUUAUAUCCAGAUAGCUAA